AUGCAUGCAUUCGAUGAUCAGUGCGGCGCGGGACAUAUAAUCGCCCAAGAGACAAAGCCAGUUCCGCUCCUAGCCGCCCCCGCCCUCGAUCCUUCCCCGAACCCUAGAAUGAAGGGAUUCUCGUCCUCCAGCAGCAGCAAGGAUUCAGGCACCUAUGAACAUUUAACCUUUAUUCAAGAGGAUCCUACCCUCCCCAACCAGCGCAAGAAGCCGCGUACGCUGACUGCUUGCGAUAGAUGCCGUGCACGUAAAGUCAAGUGCGAGCAGAGUGCAAGCUCUGAACGAUGUGACGCCUGCCUCUUGGCUCGCCAGGAGUGCUCCUUCAAGGCUAGAGACCAGCGGUUCCACGGUGCACCUCCAUCAGCAGAAUCGACGUCCAGCAACCCGCACAGCGGAAUGAAGGUCGACGACACACAACGACCUGCGUCCUCCAAGGGCCGCAGAGCGUCUACCGCAGCGGGCCCAGACGCAAUGACGCCCGCUGUUGCAGGGUCUAGUAGGGUCCCCCGCCCAAGCGGUCGAUUUCCAGCCUCUUCAACAGCUCCUCAACAUCCGGGAGGUAUUUCCCCCACCCCGUCGCAGGCGUCUCCUCCACUUCCUGCCGCUCAGAUUCCUCCACACAACCAGUUCUUUGACUACCCCCUCCAUCCCACAUUCCCCCGGCGUGACCACAUGUCACUACUUGUUCCGACCUUUUUCGACCACUUUGGCGCUUUUUUCCCAUACCUCAAGCAAGCAGACAUUUCUCAGCGAGCCUCCGCCGGUCGUCUAUGGAAUAUUCAUGCACUUGGGAUCGCCGCUUUGGCCUCCCGAUUUUCUACUCACCCGGCUCAUGCCGCCGAGCCACGGUUUCAACACGGCAGUGUAUAUCUCAGUGUGGCCAAGCCCUUGAUUACUCAGUACAAAGGUCAAAUGACCCUUCAAGCUCUUCAGGGCAUUAUUCUGCUUAGCUGGGCAGAAGCUGGUGGCCACCCAUUCGAGCCCCUUACAAUGACUUCGCCGACGACGAACUCCACAGUCUAUAUCACGGAAGCAGUCAAGAUUGCCAACACCCUGGGUCUCGGCUGGAGAAGCAAGAUUGACACGUUUGGAGUUCCAAGGGAUGAGGUGAUUGCGACGUGGUGGUCGCUAAUGCUUAUCGAUGAACUCACUGCAUGGAACAACAACCAAAGUCCCUUGAUCCAUGACAAUGACUUUGACCAUCAACUUGUAUUCAACCCUGCAUCCGAGGAUGACACCUUUAUGCAACUAUCAGCCCUCAGCCUGCAAAGGAGGAAGGUUGGCCGACAUCUGUAUACGGCUACGUCGACGAUGGUCGAGAGGAGCUCGGCAAUCGACGGGAUGAAGACGACAUACAUCUCCAUCCGCAGGAACUGUCCCAACCUGGAUCUGCGCAAAGCAAGUCUCCAAGCCUGCAUUCGCUCCGGGAAGGGCGGACUCUUCAUGGCCUUUCACCUUCUUUAUUAUUCAGUCAUUUUCGGCUUCAGGCUCUUCAUGGCAAACACUGGAUUCCAUGGAAGUGCUGAAAAUGACGCCGCACUUGUCAGUGCUCGGAAUGUACUGGAAAUCUCCCGUUGGUGUCACUCGGAGAAGCGACCGCAAGAUAUUCUUGCAAAUCUUUUCCUCGAGAGUGCACUUUACGAAGCCGGUCAGGUAUUCGUGGCCGUUUAUCGCGCGGCUGCAAGUACCGAUCCUAACAGCGGCCGCUAUUUGCAAGAAGCGCGAGACUGUCGUGAUACACUCAUGACUUUGGGAAGUGUCUGGCCCAAGGUGACUCCAAGAUGCCAUGCUCUGGCGCUUGUCCUCGACUCUGUUGGGGCCACGAGCACUGGCCUUUCACCCGUCCUGAUGAACAUGAACAUGGGCUCCAUGAUGGAGCAUCAAGUUGCCGGCUAUUCAUCGCACAUCCCAAUCCCACCUAUGGCACCCUCUUCUUCCUAUACUGGCUGGAGCCAUUCACCCUCUGCAUCUCCCUAUCACGCGCCGCUCACGUAUUCGGGCGGCUCUCUUAAUCAAGGCUACUAUGAUCCAAACGCAUACAUAAUUCCCGGUGGAACUCAUUCACGCUCCAAUUCGCCUUAUUCCAAGCCACAUCAACAUUCUCCUGGGCAAUCUUGGUCUUCACAUCCUCGCUAG
Messenger RNA from Serendipita indica DSM 11827, 2136 nucleotides. Lineage: Eukaryota; Fungi; Basidiomycota; Agaricomycetes; Sebacinales; Serendipitaceae. The record is from the annotation of a GenBank genome assembly.